GUUGGAAAAACAAUUUGGAAGGCCUCAAAGAUAAGGUAUGUGCUUUGUAACGAAUAUCGCAUUCCAUUGAGUGAGCCGUUUAUAAUGUUUAUAAACAUUAGGGUGCUGAGACUGCGCAGUACGGACUGGAAAUCAUCUUUAAACUAUGUUUGCACUCUCAUUCAAGCUCUGUAAAGAAAAGCUCUCGUGAGCGAUCGUUCCCUUGAGUGACCGCGUCCAAUUUUGGAAAUUACCAACUUGCCGUUUAAUUUACUUUUUUUAAGCUCUCGCAAGCGACCAUUCCAAGAGUCUGAUAUAUUGACUUAUGAGACACAGUACUGAAUAUGUGAUUCCGGGAGGUUUUCAAUCCUUGUGGAUUAAAUGGCUGUACAUUUGUGAAAUAAAGUGAUAUUCAAUAUUAGAGCUACUAGACUAUUAUUAUAACAACUAUUUACAUUUCGCUUGCUUUAUGCUAACUGUACUCGUAAAACAGCUCUCGUCGGUACGACCACUUUUUCGAAUUCUCGAGGUAGUCGCUGCUUACGAGAGCUUCGACUGUAUUACCCAAACCGAACGUUAUCAAUUGUAUGCUGCCACUAGAUAGUUUUUACCUAAUAAUAUUCAUUUAACUUUCCCAUCUAACAGUAAUGUGUACUGAAAACAACAAACUUCGGACCACCAACAGUUUCGAGCUACUCCAUGGCAACUUCUCCUGGAAAUGCACUCGUCGUUCUCUACAAAUUGAUUUGAGCUGCAAAGCAUCGCAACAAAAGAAUGCAACCCGAAUGUGCUGUGAAGUUUCUAUCCAAAACAAAAACAACACACUCACAAGAAGACCAGCUUCCUGCAAAGGGAUUGUUAGAACGAAGAAAUUCAACACAGACCACAAUCCAGAGGUUCGAAUCUUCAAUUGUGAAUGGGAAUGGUCUUCUCUUAACAUAUCGCUACAUAUCAACGUCUCACGGAAACAUGGCAUAUAUUACCCUUGCACUGCACCGCAUAACAAUACAUAUCUUCAAACUUGCCACAUGACACUAAGCACAACAGCAACUACCUUGACUACUGUGACCCGGAGCACUACAACAAGCUAUUUGCCUUCCGCUAAACGGACAACUGGUUCCUCUGCCAUCAACGAGACAUUGACUUCUGUUGGAAAAACCUUGACCAAAUCCGUUCACGGCGAAACAAGUAGGAAUUGUUCAGCUACUUUGAUUCAAGAGUUACUUAUGAAAAUAGAGGAGACAGUCCGUCUAUUCCUGAGUAGAAUUCUCAAUACUCCUGCUACUGUGCUACCAUCAUUCGUCGACAGGUUCAUAGAAUUACAUGGAAUUAUUACAACAAACGCCAAUGAUUCAUUGAUGGUUCCAGAUCCCUUGGAGGAAAAAGAAUCACAGGGAACAUUUAGUUUACAGCGCGGCUCCAUAGAUAUCGGUAGAGGUCGACUUGGAAUAGUAACAGUUGUAUUUAAAUUCAGCGCGCUUUGCAAUGAUACACGAGAUUUGGGAUUGGAUUCAGCAGAUACAAAUAGAUCUUCAUUAUUACAAUCUCCGAUAGUUUCAGUGUUGGCAAUGACUCAGAAUGGCAGCGUAGGUGCGCUUCAAAGAAACGCCACUCUCAGGUUUAAGAUUAAGAGAACGGAAGGAUCGUCUAUACGAUGCAUGUUCCUGAACCAUACUUCCACCUCUAACAAGUCUUUCUGGUCUGAUAACGGUAUGACAUUUGUAGACAACAGUGAAGACAACUUCACAACAUGCUUGACGGAUCACCUCACCAGUUUUGCUGUUCUUAUUGAUUAUAACAACGACGACGAGAAAAUACAGCUCAGCGACACAGAAAAACAAGUGUUGGAUUUGAUCACAAAAACUGGUUCUGGUUUUGCCAUUUUUUGUCUCCUUGCAUGUGUUUUUACUUUCGCUCGUGUCAGAGGCUUAUCAGAUAUGCGAUACCGAAUUCAUCUCAAUCUUUGUGCUGCCUUAGCCGCUGCGCAGUUGGUAUUUGUCACUGGUAUUGAUGCUACUAAAAUUAAAGGUGUCUGUGUUGCUGUCGCUGUUAUGCUCCAUUACUUUUUCACGGCAUCAUUUACCUGGAUGUUUGUUGAGGCUGUCCACCUGUUCCUAAAAAUCGUCUCAGUUUUCAACAUACGAAUCACUCGCAUGCGUUACUACGUGGCAAUAGGAUGGGGUAUACCAGUCCUCAUAGUUGCAAUCUCCGUAAGUGUAUAUCAUGAAGGGUACGGCACAUCAAAGCUUUGUUGGCUAAGCCUUGAUGGAGGCUUUAUUUGGGCAUUUCUCAUCCCAGUCGUAAUUAUUGUAUCGAUAAACGUUUUUGUUUUGGUCGCUAUCAUAGUUGUUCGUGUCUCCUUAAAAGGCAAUCCUUUGUCACCGGGUGAAAAUAAAAGAUUUGCUGCCGCUCUCAAGACAGUAAUAGUACUGUUUCCACUCCUCGGCCUUUGCUGGUUCUUUGGUAUUGUUGGAGUAAUGACAAAUAGCCGCCCAUUUAUUUAUGCUUUCGUAGUCCUAUCUUCUCUCCAGGGAUUUUUUAUUCUUGUGUUUCACUGCAUCGGAAACACCGAGGUACGGGGAUCACUAAAAGCACUCAAAGACCGUCAUUCAUUAGAGUCAAGCAUUAGGCAAGAACAGAAAAAGAGAUUGCGGGAAUCCCGGACAGAACAGAAGAUCAGCAGUUCAAUGAGAGCCAAUCCAGCCGGGAAAAAGAAUUUAAUCAAACAAGUUUCAGGACUAAAGCAAAGCAGAAAGAAAAGAGAAAAAGCUACCAACGUGUAACAGGCCGUAAAGCAAAGUUUAAAGAAUAGAAUAGACGUUUCAUAUCUGUGCUCUCCUAUGGGAUGAGCGCCCUAGAAAUUCAAAACUUUAACAUUUUCCCGAUACAAAUUUCUGCUUCAGAAACUCUCAUGUUUAGUGACCUGCAGCCAAUACGUAAACAAAAUAUUAUCCAACAUUGAUGUUUCAAAAAAACUUCUGUCGAAUCUUUCCUUUCUGGGGUACGCCGUGGUACGAAGUACUUCAAACUUUGCAGGAAAUUUCACACCGGAAAAGCAAUUUUGGAGAACUUAACUGGUGAACUAAAUGCAACUAACCGUGAUAAAGUAGUUCGAAAUAAAUCUGCAUGUUCUGUAGACGGCGCGAAAGCCGAUUAAAUGACAAAGUUGAGUAAACAAA
Molecule: messenger RNA, 3158 nt
Organism: Orbicella faveolata
Lineage: Eukaryota; Metazoa; Cnidaria; Anthozoa; Scleractinia; Merulinidae
Product: adhesion G protein-coupled receptor L3-like
Biological process (GO): cell surface receptor signaling pathway; G protein-coupled receptor signaling pathway
Cellular component (GO): plasma membrane
Molecular function (GO): G protein-coupled receptor activity
Source: RefSeq, a predicted model, not a curated record